GUUUAGUCUGCCAAUAAGCAACGCUGCGCGGCAGAGUCGGCACGUCAGUUCUCUCCAGCUCCAGCGAGCAUCAACCAUAAACCCCGCCAUCCCACCUGUCAAAGACCGAAACGUGGAAACAAUUACGCAAAUCAACUCCUGCUUCACGACAUAACUCUCAAUCACAAUGCGCGAGAGGAUCCAACAGCUCGACAACCCAGGUCGACAGGGUCACGAUGCCAUCUUUGAGGCCUCCUACCUCGACGACAUCCCCACCGCCCUGACCGAGUGGAAAGCGUCGCGGGUGCUUCUGGUCGUUAGCACCAGCCUCGACACGAAGUCCUCGGUCAUUCGCGAUCUCGAAGAGCGGCUUUCAGACUACCAGAUCUACAAGAAAGUUGGAGUGGGCAGUCACUCGCCCUACAAUGACAUCAUCGACAUCGCACAUACAGUCCAAGAUCAUGACAUCCAGGCCGUUGUCUCGAUCGGGUCCGGCUCCUACUCGGAUGCAUGCAAGAUCGCCGUGAUGUUGAGUGCUACGCUGCCGGCGGGCUUCGGGGCCGACGAGAUGGAGGCCCUGGUCGACCAAGAGCGAGGUCUGGCUGGACCAGAGACGGUCAAGGCUCCCGUGACCAAAUUAAUAUGUGUGCCCACAAGCCUCAGUGCCGGCGAGUGGAACGCUAUCGCGAGCGGUACCAAUGCGCAAGGGAAGAAGCAACACUUUGGGCACCCAGAGGGGGCUCCGUCGUUGAUCCUGAUGGACCCCCAGGUCGCACGAACCACCCCGUCGCACUUGUGGCUGGCAUCGGGGAUGCGCGCGGUCGAUCAUUUUGUGGAGAGUUUAUGUAGCGCCGAGUGCGACGAGGAGGCAGCGACGCAUAUUCAGAAAGGGCUGCCGCUCCUGCUGCGAGGGUUGAAGGAGUAUCAUGACGGCCAGGAGGGUGGCAAUGAGGACGAACUGCUGAAAGGAAUUGCAGAGAGUCAGCGCGGGUCUAGAGAUGCUCUGAUUCCCUUCCUCAAGUGGAAGAUUCCCAUGGGGGCAAGCCAUGCUAUUGGCCAUCAGCUUGGAAGCGUGGCAGGUGUCCAACAUGGUGUCACAAGCUGCAUUCUGCUACCCCCCACAUUGAGAUACACGCGUGAUAAGACCAAGGCGGCCCAGGAAAUAGUCCUGAGUAUCUUCAACGAGGUGCUUGGAACUCAAGAGCGAGAGGCUGCUGACGCAGUUCGUCGCUUCGUCCAGCUCUUGGGGCUGCCAUCGCGGCUCUCGGAGGUUGACGUCACGCAGGACGAGCAGCUGCACAAGAUCGCAGAGCUGACGCUGACGGACGCCUUGGCGCACAACAAGGCGCUGCCGGAUAAGGAGGGUAUCCUUCAGAUACUGGACAUGGCCAGAUGAGAGUCAGUUGAGGGAGGAAAGAAGGAGAGACGGGAUGGCGCGACUUUUCGCCAAUCCGCUGUUGACGCGUCGCAGGUCCCAACCGGGUUAGACUGUCAGCCAUCAUGACCCUUAGCCAUGACGUCACGGGCGUGGCUGCGAUCGCCCACGCUUGGAGAUUCAGGAUAUAACAACCUUACUCUUCAUAGAUUUGAUGACAAUCCCUCGUGCUAGAUUCUGUCUUCUUCAACACCACUAAGCAUUUCUGAAGCAUCUUUACAAGACAUACAAAGCAACCUUUCCCCCUAUACUCCACUUCGCUAUCAAUACAUCCUCCUUGCCGCGUAUCCGAACCAGAUCUCCACCAAACCAUAAACUUUCCAUAACCGCCACACCCAGACCAGAAGAUGCCUUCCUCCCAAGAUUCCG
This is a messenger RNA of Aspergillus homomorphus CBS 101889, 1783 nucleotides long. RefSeq names its product iron-containing alcohol dehydrogenase. The coding region runs from base 167 to 1375 and encodes 402 amino acids. The record is from RefSeq and is a predicted model, not a curated record. Lineage: Eukaryota; Fungi; Ascomycota; Eurotiomycetes; Eurotiales; Aspergillaceae. The transcript is spliced from 4 exons. Gene Ontology annotation, cellular component: mitochondrion. Gene Ontology annotation, molecular function: alcohol dehydrogenase (NAD+) activity; metal ion binding.